Adineta ricciae is the source of this 1065-nucleotide messenger RNA. The record is from the annotation of a GenBank genome assembly. NCBI's taxonomy places the organism in Eukaryota, Metazoa, Rotifera, Eurotatoria, Adinetida, Adinetidae.
AUGGGUUCCCAAAGCAAAACUUCAGACAUAAAGUCGUAUUCAAUCACAGGAAUGGCUGGAUCAUACAAUGAAAACUCUUCACCACAAUUACUUGCUGUUCAACAUGCCAUUCCAUUGAUGCGAAAAGCUAUUGAUGCAUGGGAGUCAAUUCCUUCAUCUUUCCCAACAAUUAUUGCUGAUUUUGGCUCAUCUCAUGGUGCAAACACCACAUUCAUUAUCAAAACAAUGCUUGAUUAUAUAAAACAAUCGAAAAGCCAAUUGGUUGAUCAAUCUUUCCUAAUCAUUUAUAAUGAUUUACCGUCAAAUGAUUGGGCUGCAGUGUUCAAUAUUGUGAAUGAGGAAAGUCAAUAUUAUGGUUUGGGUAAUGGUCGUUCAUUUUAUUCACAAUGUUUGCCAUCAAACUCUCUGUCUAUUGGCUUUUCGUCAACCUCUCUUCAAUGGCUUUCUCGAAAACCCUGCAAUAUAUCAAAUCAUUGUAUCUUUUUAUUUGCGCAAGCUUCCGAGCGUGCUGCAUUUCGGAUGCAAGCGAAAGAAGAUCUGGAACAAUUCAUAAAGACUCGUUCGCAUGAAUUGAUUUCAGGUGGUGUUUUGAUUGUCACAGCCGUUUGUUCUAAUAAGAAAGGUGAAAGUAUUUUAAACCAUGCAUGUGACUGUUUAUAUCAGUGUAGCAAACUGCUUCCCUUGAGUGAACAAGAAUUGCUUGAUUACACAAUACCGAUUUAUUUUCGCGAGUAUGAAGAUUGUAUUGAUGAAAACCUUUUCAAACGAUAUUCAUUUCAACUGGUUUCAUCUUAUUUUUAUUUGGUUGAUGUCGAAUUCGACCGACAUUUUGAAGUAGGAGAGAUAAAGCUCGAAGAAUUUGUUCAAUUACAUACUGGUUUUAUGCGUAGUUGGAGCGAACCAGCAUUGAGAAAAGCUUUGCAAAACAAUGGAAAAAGAACAGAGGAAGAAAUCAAUGAAUUACUGAUUCAAUUUUGGGCCUUAUACAAAGAUCAAGUGCGCAAAAGUCCCAGAGAAUUCAAAAGCAGUUUCAAUGAAGCAUGUUUUGUAUUGAAAAAAUGUUAA